This is a messenger RNA of Physeter macrocephalus (sperm whale), 883 nucleotides long. It is a transcript of the gene WASHC3, whose product is annotated as WASH complex subunit 3. Gene Ontology annotation, cellular component: WASH complex. The record is from RefSeq and is a predicted model, not a curated record. Gene Ontology annotation, biological process: exocytosis; actin filament polymerization. The transcript is spliced from 10 exons. NCBI's taxonomy places the organism in Eukaryota, Metazoa, Chordata, Mammalia, Artiodactyla, Physeteridae. Bases 76 to 774 code for a protein of 232 amino acids.
UACCGGGUUGGGCGGGUCGGGCCGGGGCGGGGAGGGGUUUGUGGGUGAGCCCUGGGUCCCCCGCCCGCUGAGGAGAUGGAUGAGGAUGGGCUUCCACUCAUGGGGUCAGGCAUAGACCUGACUAAGGUGCCAGCUAUUCAACAGAAAAGAACGGUGGCAUUUCUAAACCAGUUUGUGGUGCACACUGUACAGUUCCUCAACCGAUUUUCUACAGUUUGUGAGGAGAAAUUGGCAGACCUUUCUCUUCGUAUCCAGCAAAUUGAAACAACUCUCAAUAUUUUAGAUGCAAAGUUGUCGUCUAUCCCAGGGCUAGAUGAUGUCACAUUUGAAGUGUCUCCUGUAAGUGACACUAGGAUCACAAAUGAAACACAUUCUGAAACCACUUCAGAGCAAUCACAGCUGAACAGUUUACAAGACUCUGGACCACAGGAAAGUGAAGUAACACCAGAAAAUAUCUUAACUGUAGCCAAGGACCCAAGAUAUGCCAGAUAUCUCAAAAUGGUUCAAGUGGGUGUUCCAGUCAUGGCAAUAAGAAACAAAAUGAUAUCAGAAGGACUAGACCCAGAUCUUCUUGAGAGGCCAGAUGCUCCAGUGCCUGAUGGUGAAGGCACCUCUGAGAGGAGACAAUGUGGCAGCCAGCCAUUUCUGGCUCACACCAAGAUAUCAAGCUGGUCUACCCAUGAACAAGACCCACAUUUUCCUUCUCUGUCAUCUGGUGAGACUCCUAGGCAUUGUGAUGCAGACCAGGGAUUACCACCAUCCUGCUUAUCCUAGCAAUAAGGAGUGUGUCCAUGCCUUGCAACAGGAUGCCUUAAACAGAUGAGUAAAUCACAGUACACAAUAAAUUUUAUGGCUGAAGAAAUUAAUUCUGCGGAAAUCUCCC